AUGCAUUUCACAAACCUUCUCCCUCUCUUAACCCUCCUUGCCACCCCACCAACAACAACAGCCCUCAGCGCCGCCCGCGUCUGGGCAAACUUCUCCCCCCAAUGCCCAGCCGACGACCACACCUCCUACCCCGAUGACCCCAAUCUCAAACUCCACGAGGAAUUCACAACUGCCGUCGACGUCGUAGCCAACAAAUGCCAGGAAGUCCCCGUUCCGCUCCGCUACACCCUCGAAGUAGACCACAUCUCUAUCGACGCAGAGCUCUUUUGGCAAGACAGUCUCGACCAAUGCAACAUUACCGUACACGAGCUACCCGGGUGCAGCGAGCCACCUCUUAUACGGAAAGCGCUUGGGCAAGGCAAGACGAUCAGCGAGUGCGAGGAGCGCAACUUUACGACUUUUACGCAGGUUUGGGUGAAGCUAGAGUGCGAGAAGAUUAGGCCUGUGUAUCAUGAGAUGGCAUCGUGGCUUCAUGGGAAGGUUGGGAGUUAUACGGCUGGGAACUAUACGGGGGCCGUAGGUGCUAAUAAUACGGGGAAUAAUAAUGGGACUGGGAACGGGGUGCAUAAUGGAUCGGCUUUGUCGAGGGUUUGGAGGCCCAGGCUUCUGAGGUUGUGA
This is a messenger RNA of Aspergillus alliaceus, 618 nucleotides long. RefSeq lists its product as uncharacterized. The record is from RefSeq and is a predicted model, not a curated record. The transcript is spliced from 2 exons. NCBI's taxonomy places the organism in Eukaryota, Fungi, Ascomycota, Eurotiomycetes, Eurotiales, Aspergillaceae. Bases 1 to 618 code for a protein of 205 amino acids.